Messenger RNA from Mucor mucedo, 931 nucleotides. RefSeq lists its product as uncharacterized. NCBI's taxonomy places the organism in Eukaryota, Fungi, Mucoromycota, Mucoromycetes, Mucorales, Mucoraceae. The transcript is spliced from 5 exons. The annotation marks the transcript as partial. The record is from RefSeq and is a predicted model, not a curated record.
UCGCCAUAAUCCCGUUGAGGAUUUGUCGCAACAAAAUGAGACUUUGCCUCAAAAAGAUGCUCUUAACGAUUAGGACAACCUUUUCAAUUUGAGUGACAACAUUUGUUACGAUGAGCCUGUGUUGACAGAGGAAGAAGUUCUUGCUAAUGAGAAGGAGGCUACAGCAAAAGAAGAAGCCGCUAAAAAGGCUGCUCGGGUGAAGCGUCAAAUGAAGCCUAUGCAACUGGUCAAUGACUGGAAGGAGAACCUUGAAGGUGUUAAGGCUGCCUUUUUUGAGUCAAUGCAGGGAGGAUUCCCCAAAGCUGAAGCUGUUGAGGUUGAGGCACCUGCUGUUCUUUGUGAACACUACGAAGUGAAAUUUCGGGAAGUGAAAUUAUACUUCCUUCACCGCCAUGUCAAGAUGAAAUUCCAAGAGUGCGAUUGCAAGCCUCUUUGGAAAACUUUAAUGCUCUUGCAAUUCAUGCCUGCCAGCAUUAGACAACCAAAGUGUGCUGUACACUUUGGUUUUUUGCAAGCCAUUCACGACCGUAAGGUAAUCGGCCAGGAUUCAGUCACGUCUUGGGUCGAGUGGAUGAAUUUGCAGAAUUCAAGAAGAGCCGAUAGUGACUCUGGUGAGGAGUUGAUGUCACUUGGUCAAGAUGUGUUGAACAAGUGUUAUCUCAUCUACUGUAGAUUAUUGCUGUCUAUCGAGAGAACACUUGAGGAGGAGUUCGCACAGUCUUUGGAUGGGAUCACGUUGGCACCUUCCUGCGUUGUUUGUUUAGGUUCCGAGCGAACAAUGAUAACAAUGGAUGGAAACUUUUCCCAGAAGCGCCAUAAUUGUGCUCAUAACUCACCUGAGCCUUUUUUGGUGGAUCAAGUUGACGAGCUUUGGAGUAAAGCGAAGGAUGUGGAGAAGUUCCUGAAGGAUGAUCGCCCUGUCAGUGAUUGU